Molecule: messenger RNA, 1420 nt
Organism: Myodes glareolus (Bank vole)
Lineage: Eukaryota; Metazoa; Chordata; Mammalia; Rodentia; Cricetidae
Gene: Ntaq1
Product: N-terminal glutamine amidase 1
Cellular component (GO): nucleus; cytosol
Molecular function (GO): protein-N-terminal glutamine amidohydrolase activity; protein-N-terminal asparagine amidohydrolase activity
Source: RefSeq, a predicted model, not a curated record
CCCGCCCACCCGGCUCUGGGCUUCUUCAUCCGGAAGGCGCUCUUAGCGGUCCUGGCUCUGUCCUUUCCGCCUGGCGACCUGGCAGCGACUGCUGCCAGCGGUUUGUGUGCUUUUUGUGUGAGCCACAGCUUCGGGCCAUGGAGGGGGACGGCCCCGCCGCUACGGCCCCGCAGUACCAGUCGGCCUGUCCUACGCGGGACGCAUGUGUCUACAGCAGCUGCUAUUGUGAGGAAAACAUUUGGAAACUCUGUGAAUACAUCAAAACCCACAACCAGUACCCCUUGGAAGAGUACUCCGCUGUCUUCAUAUCAAAUGAGAGGAAGAUGGUACCUAUUUGGAAACAGCAGGCAAGACCUGGGAAUGGACCUGUAAUCUGGGAUUACCAUGUCAUCCUGCUUCAUGUGUCCAGUGAAGGACAGAGCUUCAUUUAUGAUCUUGACACUAUUUUGCCAUUUCCCUGCCCUUUCGACAUUUACGUAGAAGAUGCCCUUAAGUCUGAUGAUGACAUUCAUCCACAGUUUAGGAGGAAAUUUAGAGUGGUUCGUGCUGAUUCCUACUUGAAGAACUUUGCUUCUGACCGGUCUCACAUGAAAGAUUCCAGUGGGAACUGGAGAGAGCCUCCUCCAGAGUACCCCUGCAUUGAAACUGUCGACUCCAAAAUGAACCUGAAUGACUUCAUCAGCAUGGAUCCUGAAGUAGGAUGGGGAGCUAUCUACACGCUGUCAGAGUUUGUACAUCGGUUCAGCAGUAAAAACUGCUGAACCUGAUUCUAAAAUGUGGGACUGGAGAGGUUCUAGGCUAUGAAUAAGCUGUCUUUUCAUGGUACAUGUACUUUAGAGGUAUAUUUUUUCUUAUUAAAUUUGAGUGGAAACAUUAAUGAAUGCAAAUAUAAAUGAAUGUUCUCUCUCCCCACCCCCCCUUUUUUUGGCUUGGGAAGCUAUCCCGGAGUUCUGUCUCCAACCCUAAGUUAGUCAGUCCCCAGCCUCAGACACAGACAAACAAGUAAAAUAAAAUCUUUCCUAUUGAUAUGCCACAUACAGCAUAUAGUCGCUAAGAUAUUCCCAUGACUUACUUGUUUAGAUGUGCGGUAACCUAGGCCAGCAAUUGCUUUUGUUAAACUAAAAGUGUGGACUUGGAGCCAGCUCCUGUUUGCUCCCUCUGCUUCCUGUCCUGCUAGACUCUAAACUCCUUGAGCAGAGGGUUGUGGCCUUGACUCUGAGAACCUCUGUUACCCAUUAGAGGUACCUGUAAAAUAUUCCAGAGACAGCUCUGCUGCUCGGAAAGGACGCUAUUGUGAGCUGAAUCAGCUAUAAGUAUUAGUCUUUUUGGACUAUGAUGUUUAAAAAAGUUGCAGAUAUUUUGACUGAGUGUUAUUUGGCCCAUUUAUAUGCAUAGUUUAAAUAAAAUUGACUUAAAAUUA